Molecule: messenger RNA, 916 nt
Organism: Filobasidium floriforme
Lineage: Eukaryota; Fungi; Basidiomycota; Tremellomycetes; Filobasidiales; Filobasidiaceae
Exons: 2
Coding region: 53-835 (260 amino acids)
Biological process (GO): GPI anchor biosynthetic process
Cellular component (GO): endoplasmic reticulum membrane
Source: RefSeq, a predicted model, not a curated record
UGACCAUAUAUCGACUUCAUCCACAACCGUGUGGAUCAACUACACGGCGACCAUGUCUCUCACGAACAUCGCAGCCGGCUUCGUUCGCCCUCACUCUAUCCACCCAAAGAUCCAGGUCGACGUAUCAGGUUCCCGGUCAAAGGGUUGCGACCUUCAUCUGUUCGUACGGACAAACGACAAGAUCUUCUUUGAUCCAUACGAGCUUGAGGAUCUAUGGCAGCCUACAGGAUCGACCAUAGGACGACCGAAUGAGGUGGUCUCGUGGAACCUUUCUCCGGUCAGCCCCGAUCUCGAAAGACCUGUCAAAUACGGCUUCAGAUCGUCAAACGAGACGGACGAGUCUGCGGUGGAGAACAAGCUUCAUGUCCAGCUCGAAUGGUCCUCGUCAGAUCAGCUUCAGCAUGUCAUCCCGGCACACGCUCGGUAUCAACAGCCGGACGAGAGCAGGUACCGUGAGGUUCGGAUGUCGACGGUCGAUUCGAGACAGACUGGGCUGGAUGCCGAUGUGGAUGUGCGAGCGGUAUGGAGCUGCUCAGAGGAAAGCGAAUCGCUAGGCUCUGUCAUCGAUCGGAAUGUGCUGGAUCCAGAUAUCCGACGGCAUCUAUCCGGUUCGUAUCUAUACAACAUCGACCCUACCGGCCAUUCACACAACGAGUCAACAUCCGCAAGUAUCCUUCUUCCCGCCGCUAUUCCCUCGCACCAAGCGCUCGUUGAAUCCAUCACGUUCUGCGUCGUACUCGGCUGCUUUGUGUGGAUCAUGAAGGUGCUCCUCGAUGUCGCCAGACAGCCCUCACCAACAAAAUCGUCUGAAGGGUCCAAGAUCAAGGUCGAUUAAACAUCGACCACAUCGGCCGUAAUAUCGAGGUUCGGGUCGGGCUUCGUGGCAUGCGAGAUGACGUAGCUCAGAGCAUAGUUG